This is a messenger RNA of Arabidopsis lyrata subsp. lyrata, 2268 nucleotides long. RefSeq names its product protein FANTASTIC FOUR 2. Bases 1171 to 2097 code for a protein of 308 amino acids. The record is from RefSeq and is a predicted model, not a curated record. Lineage: Eukaryota; Viridiplantae; Streptophyta; Magnoliopsida; Brassicales; Brassicaceae. The transcript has a single exon.
CAGAGAAAUUAUGGAACAGCCGGUUAACUGAAAAUAUAUAUUUUCUAUAAGAAUUAGAAUACUAACGUACAAGAAUGCAAAAAAAGCCUACCAAUUCAUUUGGACAAAGUGAUUUUACAAGAUCAAGUUACAGCCACAACUUGAGGAAGAAACCAAAAAAUAAAAAUAUCACUGAAGUGCUAUAGGUUAGGUGACCUAUUCGAUAGGAUACUUUUUACUAAAUUUACGAAUCGUUAGCAGAAUUUGAAUUAUUAUUGCUUAACAAAUUUGUUACAAAUUAAAGCUGUAACAUGCAUGUAUGUAGGUGUCAAAUUAAACAAAUGUUUUUAAAUCAACUGUAACGAUGUCACUUGUGGUGAGAAUUACCGGGGUUAAUUGAUGCUACCUUUAUUUUAAUCUAAUCCUACUUCCUAAAUAAAAUAAUGAUGUGUUUAACUUUUAAUGAAGCAAUUUUUAUAUCUUUAGGCAAUAAAAUAUCAAGAAAAAUAUGAAAGCCAUUUUUUCCAUAGUGCUACCGCUCAAUAGGUCGAAUAUGUGUUUAAGGGCUAUUGAGAAUGUUUAAAAUGUCUAAAUUCUAUGCUUAAGUAUCAUCUUUCUUUUUUUUUUUUUUCUUCUUUAAACUUUCUGCUACGAACUUUUUAAAUCGUUGUUGACACGACACAACAACAACACAAACUUAUAUUUUCAUCCAUCCUUUCAUUUCCGACACUAUUGGUUUGUAUUAUAUAAAAUACUUUGAACAUUUGGAUAUACGAAUUACGAUAAUAUUCGAGACAAAACAUAAAGAUUAUACAAAACUAUAAAGCAAGAGUCAUGGUUUAGUGGCGCGGUGAAGGAUUUAUCUAUGAAAUUUGACAAAUGAAACAAGUUUAUCAGUUACAAACAUAUGAAAAUACUAAAACAUAUAAUUUAAUGGUGUGUAUUAAUAUGAUCUAGUGUUAUAAUCUAGGUUUGUAACGUAAUUUGUGUAACUUGUAGACAACAAAAAUAUUUACAUAUUUAAUGUUUUUCACUAGAGAAAAAACUACCAAAAAUUGGAUGGUCUGGUGCCAGUUAAAAUGGUUCCAUAUGAUUAAAUAUAGGGAUUAUAAGAUUUUAGUAUAUGUCCAUGUAAUAAAGGUGUAGAAUAAUUAAAAAAAAAAAAAAAAAAAAAAGCCUAUAAAGAAUCCAAUGCCAAGUGGACUCGCCACUAUAAAUACUUGCUCACCCCUCCUCCUCUUCCCUCUCAAAUUCAUUCCUCUCUUCUUAAUUACCAUCCAAUCUCUCUGUUAUUAUACAUUAGAUCUCAAUAAUAAUCACCAACCCUCAUUAAAAUCCUUUGUUUUGCUCUGUUUUUCUGAAGAACAUAUAAAAAUGUCACUUGUUGUUUGUCAACCUCAAGAUAACAUCGUUCCGAAGAAUCAAAGUUUCUAUCAAAAAGAUGACAUGGGUGGGUUGAGUUUCCUGCAAUCUAUGUCCGACAUCACUGCCAUUGUCCAAACCAAAGAGGAUAAAGCUUAUGUUCACCCGAUGGAGAAACGCUCUGUUUCUAAGCUCAAUGAGAAAAGCUUAGAGAUGUGCACUGAGAGUCUCGGAACCGAAACAGGAAGCGAGAGUGGUGACGAGUUAUCAUUGCUUGCGUUUGAAGCAGCCACUACUCCUAGGGUUCCUCUUCAGCUGAAACCACGAGAAGAUACUAACUUGACGGACAAGAAAUCGCCGAUGGUUCGCAACAACAGUUUCCCGCCGCCGAUAAAGUUCGUUGAAGACUCAAAGUAUAAUCGUAUGGUGAGAUGGUUAGGAGAAGAUGGUCGACUUGUAGUUCAAGCAAUUAGGGCUUCGUCUCCGCCUAGUUGCUUUGUAGCUGAACGUGGUGAAGGAAGGCUUCGUCUCAUGUUAACGUCGGAAAGUUCUCUUCUUAGUCACAGUCAUGAGGAGGAGGAGGAAGAAGAAGAAACAGAGGAGGGCAUCGAUGAGGAAACUAGUGAUAUCAUGGAGGGUAAAUAUGGAAAUAAAAAGUUUAGCAGAUUAAGCAGAAGAUGCAAGGAGAAUGGUCGUGAGCCUAAACCAAUGCUUACUUGGAAGCAGCAGCACUUUUGGGUCGCUACUUCAACUUAAUUCGACUAAUUAACGUGGGUUUUAUUUUAGUUUAUCUAUGUAAUAUGUCUGUAUGUUUUCUUGUCUUUUCUAUUUGUAGUAUGAUUUCUUGAGGGGACUGGUAAUGUAUUUUACUUCUAUUAAAUGUAAUGUUAAAUGGGUCUAAUAAUAUUAUCAUAAUUAUUGUUGUCA